Molecule: messenger RNA, 2446 nt
Organism: Puntigrus tetrazona (Sumatra barb)
Lineage: Eukaryota; Metazoa; Chordata; Actinopteri; Cypriniformes; Cyprinidae
Gene: egr4
Product: early growth response 4
Exons: 2
Coding region: 685-1746 (353 amino acids)
Biological process (GO): regulation of transcription by RNA polymerase II
Molecular function (GO): RNA polymerase II cis-regulatory region sequence-specific DNA binding; DNA-binding transcription factor activity, RNA polymerase II-specific
Source: RefSeq, a predicted model, not a curated record
CAAAAGGGCUUUUUUCGAUCGAUUCAGCACGCUAUUUAGGCGCACCGUUGCGCGGGAAGACCGCGUGUCGCUGUCCGCGGUGCUGAAACCCUCUGAAGCCCGAUGCAUCAGCUGCACACAGAUCUAGACCUAGCGUCCUUUACAAAACGUCGGGAAAACGAGGGCAGAGUCGAUGCAGACCGGCAGUUACGCGACAGAUGCAAAGCAGAGGCUCGGUGUUUGACAUGCUUCCCGUUACAAAUCAUUUUCAUCUCUGAAAUGCAAACAUGAAGGCAUUGCACGGGCGUGCGUUCACUGUCACCCGAGGAUCUUUCGCUCCGCACAAUGGCCGCCUGUCAUUCACGAGCGCGCCUCAUUUUUCCGCAAUGGUCUUCAGGAAAGUCGCCGCCACGUCACGCCCCGUGCCCAUUUUCGGAGGGGAACCCCGUCACAUCCUCUGCCCAUAUUUGGGCAAGAGCCGUCCAGACUCAGCACACGGCGGGGAAUCCUCCCGCGGACGUAGAUGAGCCGUGGGCGGGGCCUCGGCGCAGCCGAACGAUAUAAAAGCCGGACGAGGAAUUCCGGCAAACGAAUCGACGGAGACCAGAACCCGAAGCGAACCCAAUUGCAAGGGAAUCCCAAAGCAGGAUUGCCAAUCGGAAAUUACUCCUUGUGGAUUUUUUGCGCCAGUUUUACAUCGACAUCAUGCUGAACACCGUGGACUUCAGCGCUUUGGAUCUGCUUUGCGCGCAAAGCCUUCCUCUGGAGGGACGACCCGCGGCUCAGAGUCAACCUGAUGCUGCUUGCGGUUUGCUGAAGCCCAAAGCGGAGCCGCUGGACGCCGGCUUCCCCGACUGCUCCAACGACGGCUUCCCGCCGUCGCCGCUCACCUACACCGGCAGCUUCUACGCGGAGACCGGGCCGUGCAGCGCGGACGCGCUCCUCAGCAUCCUAACGGAGAUCGUCGGCAUCUCGGACAACUUCUCCGGUAACUCUCGCGGAGGCGCGCUGUCGCGCCAGGAGUCGCUGUUGUCCACCGGCAGCUCGCUAGGCUCGCCGGACUCGCUGUGCAACGACUCCUUGGACGAGUUCGCGGAGGCGAGCUCCCGCGUCAAGAGCGAGUUCGGCGGCGGCUGCUGCAACGGCGGAGACCCGUUCGACGGAUUCGCGUCUCACGAGCCGUCAGACUUGGAUGACAUCAUUGACCUGCUCUCCCCGCUGGGUCCCGAGACCGACUCGGUUUUGGACACGUGGAUCAAGCAGGAGCCGCUGGACCCGGCGAGCGCGCUAAACUUCCAGAUCCCCGUCGCGGCGCACGAGAGCAGCCUCUACCGGACGAUCUCGUACCCGUGCGCCACCACCGCCUUCCUGGACUCGCUGCUGGCCACCAACGCGCGGAGCGCCAAGCCGCGCGGCAGGAAGGGCGCGGCGCGCGAGAAGCCCUUCACCUGCCCGGUGGAGAACUGCGAGCGCCGCUUCUCGCGCUCCGACGAGCUCAACCGCCACGUGCGCAUCCACACCGGCCACAAGCCCUUCCAGUGCCGCGUCUGCCUGCGCUGCUUCAGCCGCAGCGACCACCUCACCACGCACAUGCGCACGCACACCGGCGAGAAGCCCUUCUCCUGCGACGUGUGCGGCCGACGCUUCGCGCGCAGCGACGAGAGGAAGCGUCACGGACGCGUGCACCUCAAGCAGCGCGAGCGCAUGCAGCAGAAGUCGGAGCUCCUGGCGGCGGCGUGCGCGUUCACCCUCCCCGGACUCGCGUGAGCUCGCGGCGCGUUCGGCCGCUCCCCGAGGUUUAUCGCCGGCUGGCUCGCUGGCUCGCACGCGGCGCGUGCAACGCAUGUAGCUCACGCGGUCCGACGGCCGGAAGCGGAAGAGUGCACAGCGAGCUCGGCCCGCGAGGGAACGCUUUGAAACUCUUCGUCCGCGGAGCCGGGCGCGUUUCAGCACUUCCGGUGGACAGCGGAAGCCGCUUGAGAAAGCGUCGAGAACGUCGAUGUCGUUUCUGAAGUCUCCUGCAUGUCUCGAUGUUCCACACCGCUCCACCGCGCUGGCAUGCGACGCGUCCUUGUCUUUUGAUACACGAUCACUUUAUAAAGCACACGAGAAGAGCUCUAUAUAUUUGUACGUCACUGACCGUCAUUUUGUAUCGUCGAUUUUCAAGAGCACGCGCGAGGAAUCUCUCUUGUAGAUGUUCACGAGCGAUUGUAUUCCACUUUUGACAGUAGAAUGUGUUUGGUUGGUUCUUGGGAACCUGACGCGCUAGAGUAUUUAAACUUCAACGUCGUAGUUGAGUCGCAGUAGCACACUUGGCUGUGCAGAUUGGCCCCUGGAUCGUCCCGGGGCCCUUUCGAUAUUAUUGUCUCUCUGCCUUUGAAAACCGUUCUCGUGCAAUGAAACGCUGUUAAACGCCUUGUGAAUAUUUGAGGCCACUGAAUGUUUCAAAUAAAACUUUAUUUAUUGA